Messenger RNA from Plasmopara halstedii, 984 nucleotides. Its product is annotated as zinc (zn2)-iron (fe2) permease family. The coding region runs from base 1 to 984 and encodes 327 amino acids. The record is from RefSeq and is a predicted model, not a curated record. Lineage: Eukaryota; Oomycota; Peronosporomycetes; Peronosporales; Peronosporaceae. Gene Ontology annotation, molecular function: zinc ion transmembrane transporter activity. Gene Ontology annotation, biological process: zinc ion transmembrane transport. The transcript has a single exon. Gene Ontology annotation, cellular component: membrane.
AUGGUCAGAACAGGCCAUGAAGUGUCUGUAGCUUUCGCUCUAACUAUCGCCGCUGGUGCUGCCACGGUGCUUGGCGGUAUGGUUGUGUUCAGCACUCGACUUGUACACCUGGCUAAUCCGUUGAGUCUCGCGGUAGCUCUUAGUAUAUCAUCGGGUGUGAUGCUCUUCAUCUCACUCGUUGAAAUUUUCAGUGCAUCCGUGAAAAUGCUGAGUGAAGGCAUUCGCACUGAAGACAUGACGGCAGACACGGCUACCGGGCACGGCUGGCUGUGUGCUACGGGAUGCUUUGCAGUCGGUGUAGGACUCAUCUACAUCAUCGAUAUCGUUGUGCACAAGAUCUCGCCCGAGCAUGAGAUGACCGAGAUUGAAAAUCUCCAUGAUAUUCGCGAAUCCAUUAUCCAAUUUGAAAGCAACAAAGAUUCAAGUAAACCACCAAUGUCAUUUCUAGAGUCUGGCGCAUCGUCAUGUGUUGAGUCAAAUACUCAAUAUUUAAAGGUGGAUGAGGAAGCCAAGCGUGCGUUACAGCGUAUGGGCUUGCUCAGUGCACUUGCUAUUGGUAUUCAUAAUUUGCCUGAGGGGGUCGCCACUUAUGUUGGAUCAAUUCAGAAGUCAUCUGUGGGAUUCUCACUUGCUGUUGGCAUUGGUCUACAUAACAUACCCGAAGGUAUCGCCGUUGCUGCUCCAAUUUAUUUUGCAACGGGUUCUCGGCGGCGUGGCAUCUUCUGGUGCAUCAUUUCUGCAGCUGCAGAGCCAGUCGGUGGAAUCAUUGCGUGGCUGGCAAUUGGUGACGGCAUGGAUGCCAUUGCAGAAGGUAUACUAUAUGGCAUCGUUUGUGGUAUUAUGGUGUGCAUUUGUAUCAAAGAACUCAUUCCGACGUCUUACAAAUUCGCUAAAAACAAGCCGCAUGUUGUUGCUGUUGGUAUGUAUGUCGGGAUGCUCAUUAUGGUUACGAGUCUUACACUCUUUGGCUAUGCUGGUGUGUAA